Pochonia chlamydosporia 170 is the source of this 171-nucleotide messenger RNA. RefSeq lists its product as hypothetical. The record is from RefSeq and is a predicted model, not a curated record. The coding region runs from base 1 to 171 and encodes 56 amino acids. The transcript has a single exon. Lineage: Eukaryota; Fungi; Ascomycota; Sordariomycetes; Hypocreales; Clavicipitaceae.
AUGAAAAAUACGCAAGGCGACCUGGACGGAAAAUCUGAGAAGACAAACAUGGCAAAGAGACACGUUGCUAUUUGUUUCCCUGCCGUUUCGAUUGACCACAUGGCGUGGAAAUCUGCUAUGCAAUCCCCAUCAGUGCAGUCGCUUGGCCGAUCAAUUGAGAGUACAUGGUGA